AUGGGAGGACGGGUGUCUGAUGAACUCACAGUCAGCACAGGAUCCCCGCCGGGCUGUUGCCUCAACCCUAAACUCUUUACCCUGUACAAUGACUGUGUCUCCACCCAGCACAACACCAUCAUUAUUAAAUAUGUUGAUGACACCACUUUAAUGGGGCUCAUCCACGAGGGGAAUGAGUCAGGGUCCAGGACGAUGAACACUUUUAGUAUUGGCCCCCAGCCAUCACUCCCACCACGGAAUCCCAGUAUGAAGAAAUCUCUCCCACCUCGCCCUCCUCCAGCCAAAACAGGCCCAGAAAAGCUUCGUCCCCCGAACCUUCAGACAGCAGGUCGAUCCCAGUCAGCUCCACUACAACCUUCACCUAAAAAUCUUCCACAGAUGCCCCUUAAAAAGGGGCUCAUCUUUCCUCCAAGACCUUGUCCAGGCCACCGGCUUUACAACAAAUACACUCUUCCACUUCCUCAUGGGAUUGCAAUCUAUGACUUUGAUGGUAGCGAUUGUGGGGAGCUUUCAAUCCAGCAAAAUGAAAUUCUUCUGCUACUGGAAGAGACUAAUAGCAAUGAGUUUGAGUGCCAAAUUGGAGAGGUCAGAGGGAGAGUGCACAAGUCUCGGAUGAAUGUCAUAACUCCCCUUGACUCAGCUUGGUCCUCCCACCAGGAAACUGGUGCAACUGCCUCUGGUAGAGACAAUUAUGGACUAAAAGUAGAAGCUUUGUAUGACUUCCUUCCAGGGAGUCCAGAAGAGCUGGCUCUUAGAGAAGGAGAUGUUGUGACAGAGGUGGAGCAGGUGGACAACCAUUGGUAUCGAGGUACCUUGAAUGGAUCAACUGGUUACUUUCCCAUUAAUUAUGUCAAAGUGUUGUUAAAUUCACCGAAAUGGCUCCAUGAAAAGAAGCCAAAGCCAAAAUCUGCACCUGUCAGUGGUCCAAGAUGUGAGGCAAGUUGUGACUUUGUGGGGGAACACAGCGAUGAGUUGUCGUUUUUCAAGGGAGACAUAAUCCAGCUGAAGGAAUAUGUGGGGAAGGACUGGGCUCGGGGACAGAUCGGCGUCUCCGUCGGAAUUUUCCCCCUGGACUUUGUGUACAUCAUAGAAGAUCUGCCUCCACCUCUCAGGCAGCAUCAGCCUGGCAGGGUGGAACUGCCUGGCAUGGCUGCUUCUGGGACUGCUAAAUUUGCUCAGGUUCCUGAGUCCAAGGUGGAAUGGGCAGUGGCUCUGUACGAUUACGCCGCAAAGUCAGAUGACGAACUUUCCUUUCAGCAGGGUGACAGAAUCCUGGUCACCAAGCAUUUAAAUGAGGAGUGGAGCUCCGGUAGGCUCAGUGGCAGAGAGGGCAUGUUCCCCAGGAAUUUCAUUGAGAUCAACACAGGACAGAUGACUAACCAGCAGAUGGGAGCUUCUGUUGGUGGAAAAGCCAGGGCACUGUAUAGCUUUCAAUCAAAUUGUGACGAGGAACUCUCUUUCCAGGUUGGAGAUAUUAUAACCAAUCUGGAGUCUAUUGAUGAUGAAUGGUUUCUGGGGGAAUUGGGGGGGAUCCGAGCCCUGGUUCCUAAAAACUACGUGCUAGUUCUGUAAUUUAACAUGAUGUGUGACGCUGUUGCUCACUGCAACAAAGACAUUUGGAAGAAAAGUAAAAUUUGAUGUAUUUUA
Molecule: messenger RNA, 1647 nt
Organism: Nematolebias whitei (Rio pearlfish)
Lineage: Eukaryota; Metazoa; Chordata; Actinopteri; Cyprinodontiformes; Rivulidae
Gene: sh3d19
Product: SH3 domain containing 19
Exons: 13
Coding region: 1-1572 (523 amino acids)
Biological process (GO): protein transport to vacuole involved in ubiquitin-dependent protein catabolic process via the multivesicular body sorting pathway
Cellular component (GO): ESCRT-0 complex
Molecular function (GO): protein binding
Source: RefSeq, a predicted model, not a curated record